Komagataella phaffii GS115 is the source of this 2658-nucleotide messenger RNA. Its product is annotated as Arginine/alanine aminopeptidase, overproduction stimulates glycogen accumulation. The transcript has a single exon. The record is from RefSeq and is a predicted model, not a curated record. Lineage: Eukaryota; Fungi; Ascomycota; Pichiomycetes; Pichiales; Pichiaceae. Gene Ontology annotation, biological process: proteolysis; peptide catabolic process. Bases 1 to 2658 code for a protein of 885 amino acids. Gene Ontology annotation, molecular function: peptide binding; metalloaminopeptidase activity; zinc ion binding. Gene Ontology annotation, cellular component: cytoplasm.
AUGUCAACCACUGAUUUAGACACUUCAAUUCACAAUGCUCUGCCUCUCAAUUUGCAACCUACCCACUAUGAUCUACAGAUUUUUGACAUAGAUGAGACUAAUGACACAUUCAAGGGGCUGGUUACCAUUGACUUGGAUGUGAUUCAACAAACAGACAGACUGGUGCUCAAUGUUAGAGAUAUUGUGAUAGAUAGCGUGCAAUUAAAAUUUAACUUAACAAAAACCGUAACUGAAGUUGGAUGUACAAUCGAACCUACGGACGUUGUUAAUGAGACUGUGGUGCUCAAAUUCCAAGAGCCAGUCAAAUCAGGAUCAUUGAAGGCAGUUAUCAAUUACAGUGGUGUCAUUCAAUCGAAUAUGACAGGUUUUUAUAAAUCCACCUAUAAAGAUCUGGCAUCUGAUGAGAUUAAGACAAUGCUGUCUACACAAUUUGAAGCUACUGAUGCCAGAAGAGCAUUCCCAUGUCUUGACGAACCUAAUCGUAAGGCAACUUUCCAGCUGUCGAUCGUUACGAGGACAAACUACACAGUUUUAUCAAACAUGCCGGUCUUGUAUUGUCGAACUUUAGAUGACGGUAAGAAAUUCGCAACCGAUAGUCGUGAAUUAAAGGUUGUACAGUUUGAAAAAACUGUUGUGAUGAGUACAUAUCUAUUGGCCUGGGCUAUCGGCGAGUUUGAGUAUUUAGAAGCCUUCACAGACAGAUCUUACAAUGGUAGUAAGGUUCCAAUCAGAGUCUAUACAGCAAUUGGAAACAAAGAGCAAGGCCGAUUUGCCCUUGAAACGUCCACAAAAGUAGUUGAUUUCUUCAGCAAGAUUUUUGAUAUCGACUAUCCCCUACCAAAGCUGGACUUACUAUGUGUUCCAAAUUUCACCUGCAAUGCCAUGGAAAAUUUUGGGCUUUUGACCUUCCGUGCAACCGCUUUACUCUUUGACAUCGAGAAGUCUGAUCCUAAGUACAAAACUAGAGUUGCCUACGUUGUAUCUCACGAAAUAGCACAUCAGUGGUUUGGAAAUUUGGUAACAAUGAAUUGGUGGAAUGAGCUUUGGUUGAAUGAGGGUUUCGCAACCUGGGUAGGAUGGUUAGCUGUGGAUGAGCUAUAUCCUGAAUGGAACGUUUUCUCAACAUUCGUUUCUGAAUCUUACGAAAGUGCCAAAAGUUUGGACUCUUUGAGAAAUUCUCAUCCAAUUGAGGUUGCUAUCAAUUCUGCAAAAGAUAUUGACCAAGUGUUCGAUGCAAUUUCUUAUCUAAAAGGAGCCUCAGUCAUCCGUAUGCUCAGUCAAUCAGUCGGAAUUGAUGUUUUUCUGAAGGGUGUUUCUAUUUAUUUAAAGAAGCACAAAUUUGGCAACGCAAAGACUGUUGACUUGUGGAGUGGUAUCUCUGAGGCCUCAGGAAUUGAUAUUUCAAAGCUCAUGGACAAUUGGAUCAAAAAACAGGGUUACCCUUAUUUGAAAGUUGAGUCUGCUGGUGACAACUUAACUAUUACUCAGAAAAGAUUUUUGGCAGCUGGAGACAUUACCCCAGAAGACGACAAAACCAUUUGGUGGGUGCCUCUAAACAUUUCUGUCGGAUCUGGAACCUCCGUUGCUGAAAACUAUGCCUUAACUGAGAAGUCUGCUGUUAUUCCUAGACCAGAUUCUCCAUUUUUCAAAUUGAAUAAGGACUCUGUCGGUGUUUACAGAGUUUUUUAUAGUGCUGACUUGCUGAAAGAGAUUUCAAAGAAUUUGGACCACUUUUCAGCAGAAGACAAAGUUGGUCUUCUUGCUGAUGUGAACGCAGCCGCAAUUGCUGGUUUUCUACCAACUUCAAAACUACUUGAAUUCUUAUUGCAUUUCAAAUCAGAAACUGAUUACGUCGUCUGGUCAGAAAUAAUCAAGUCUGUGGAGCAUUUGAACUCCGUCUGGUCUGAGACCUCUGAUCAAAGACUAUCUAAGUCACUUACGAAAUUCUGCAGAGAGCUUUUUGCCUCACAAAGUGAAAGACUUGGGUUUGAACCUAAGGGAAAUGAGUCGUAUUUUGAUGGUCAGCUGAGACCAUUGAUUCUGUUAGCUGCUGGUACUAGUGGAUUGGAGCCAGUUGUUACCAGAUGUUUAGAGCUGGUUGAAAAUUCCACAGCUAUUCCCCCGUCGUUGAAACAAGUGGUGUACUCCACAGUUCUAAGUCAAAAGAAUGCAACUCAAGAACAGUUUGACCUAAUCUUGCAAGACCUCUACAAUCCUUCUUCGCCAGACACUGUUGAAACAAUUCUGAUAUCGCUUGGAAGUGUCCAAAAUGAUCUUGUGAUUCCUCAAGCGGUGAAACUACUUGAGGAUUGUCUCACUGGCCAUGGCCGUAUUGCCCUUAUGAAUGUUAACUUUCUAGCUGGCUCUCUAGCUACAAACCCUAAAACCAGAGUACUAGUUUGGAAUUUUGUGAAAGCUCAUUACAAUGCCAUCUUUGAGACUAUGCAAACAAGUGUCAUUUUAUUUGAUCGUUUCAUCAAGACACUUAAGGAGCAUGCCGAUAUUUCAAUUCACAAUGAGAUACUUGAGUUUUUCAGUAACAAGAACGUGGAUGGCUUCAACAGAUCUUUGCAGCAGGCCCUAGACCAAAUUAAGACCAAUUAUGCCUGGAUUCAAAGAGACAAAUCUAAUAUUACUGAAUAUUUAAAUGUCGAGUAG